This is a messenger RNA of Aspergillus novofumigatus IBT 16806, 762 nucleotides long. RefSeq lists its product as uncharacterized. The transcript is spliced from 5 exons. Lineage: Eukaryota; Fungi; Ascomycota; Eurotiomycetes; Eurotiales; Aspergillaceae. The record is from RefSeq and is a predicted model, not a curated record. The coding region runs from base 1 to 564 and encodes 187 amino acids.
AUGCAGGUCAUCACGCGGCAACUGACGGAAAGUAGCAUCUUCAGGUCUCAGCCCUUGUAUAACUUGGUGGGCUCAGAGCAAACCCGGUUAUCAAUACAUUCAGCAGUUAUUGAGCAUUUUCCACGGCCGUUAAGAGAGCAUUUAGAUAUUCCCCAGAGACUACAAGGUGAAGAACCAAUCAUUGUGAAAAAUAUCGACCUCCACACUUUUGCCCUUUACUGUGACUUUCAGGUGAACGAUCAAGACUUUAAUAGACCGUUCGCGGUUGUGGUGCUAAAGUACCCUAGGGAGAGUCACACACUCUUACCUACACUCUUCAUCUACUCUUGGAUCUACAUUCAUGCAGCCAAAUAUAAAUGGGAGCCCUUAAAGUUGCUUUCCUUCCAGAAACUUCAGAAUGCUCUGGAAACGUCCCCUUUAACUGCCGCUCUUAUUGCUGAGUUGGCGCCGAUGUUCUGUUUCAUCUCUGAACAAGAGUUGGAGGCAGCCCGUAACUUGGCACGGUACGUAACAGAAAACCUCAGCUUCCGGGAUUUCGCCGAGUGGGCACAGUUCAAGGAUUAAUUAAAGCUAGAAUACCUUGCCUGCUCAUAUAAAGAUUCGGCUCGGGAUGGUUGAAUGCUGAAUAUCAACUUGGGCAGAGGGAUAUAAAGGACGCUCUAUAUCCAGAAUGCUCUUAGUUGACCAUUAACAAACUUACCUUCUCCCGUCGCAAGUUACUUCAAUACUUAUAUCAUUAUCAACAUUUUAUUAUUACGCCGC